This is a messenger RNA of Sander lucioperca (pikeperch), 4415 nucleotides long. RefSeq names its product nuclear receptor subfamily 2, group C, member 2 (gene nr2c2). The coding region runs from base 204 to 2108 and encodes 634 amino acids. Gene Ontology annotation, biological process: positive regulation of transcription by RNA polymerase II; positive regulation of embryonic development; anatomical structure development. Gene Ontology annotation, molecular function: zinc ion binding; nuclear receptor activity; RNA polymerase II cis-regulatory region sequence-specific DNA binding. The transcript has 15 exons. Lineage: Eukaryota; Metazoa; Chordata; Actinopteri; Perciformes; Percidae. The record is from RefSeq and is a predicted model, not a curated record.
GGGGGUGUUGGAGGCGCGCGGGGACACGACAGAGAGGAAGGAGAAAAAAAACCUCAACCAUCAUCAACGCGCUGGCGGUGCGGGGUCACGAACUAUGACCUUUAACAGAAGAAAACCAAAACAAAUAUUUUAUAAAAUAGCAGAGAGCCGGAAAUCUGUGACCAGCGUUUCUCGGAGACCUCACUAAUGACCCUUACAUCAUCAUGACGACCAACCUGAAUCUGCUCUCUCAGCAGAAAGUGGACUCUGAGCAUGAGGCAGAGGUGUCAUCCUCUCCUUCAGACUCAGUGAUGAGUGAGUCUCCACAGCGCUUUCAGGUCAUCUCCACUGAGCCUGCAACAACACCACAAAGGAUACAGAUUGUAACUGACCAGCAGACAGGUCAGAAGAUCCAGAUCGUGACAGCGAUGAAGCCGUCCUGUGCUCCCAAACAGCAGUUCAUUCUGACUACGGCGGACAGCUCAGGGGCCAGCAAGGUUAUCCUGGCUUCACCAGACAGCCACAACACCAAGCAGCUCAUCUUCACUGCUGCAGACAGCCUGAUGCCAGGAAGGAUACAGAUCGUCACAGAUCCAGUGUCAAUGGAACGGUUGUUAGGGCAGUCAGGGGACUUGAGCCGGCCACAGCCAGUGGAGUACUGUGUGGUGUGUGGGGACAAGGCUUCAGGGCGUCACUACGGAGCAGUCAGUUGUGAGGGAUGUAAAGGCUUCUUCAAGCGGAGCGUGAGGAAGAACCUGACCUACAGCUGCCGCAGUAAACAGGACUGCAUCAUCAACAAACACCACCGCAAUCGCUGCCAGUUCUGUCGGUUAAGGAAAUGCCUUAACAUGGGGAUGAAGACUGACUCUGUCCAGAGUGAGAGAAAGCCCAUCGACGUAGUGCCCAGAGAGAAGCAUGCCAACUGUGCUGCCUCCACCCAGAAGAUCUAUAUUCGCAAGGACCUAAAUAGUCCGCUCAUCGCCACGCCAACCUUUAUCUCCGAUACAGAGACAGAUGGCUCCAGAUCCAGCCUGCUGGACCAGGGCAUGCUGGUUAAUAUCCAGCAGCCAGUCAUCCAAAGUGAUGGAACUUUGCUGCUGGCCACUGACUCAAAGAUGGAUCCUGGGCAGGGAGACUUGGGGACACUAGCCAAUGUGGUAACAUCACUGGCAAACCUGAGUGACUCACUAAGAGAGACUCUAAACAAUGGUGAUACAUCAGACAGCCAACAUGAGGAGCAAUCUGCCAGCGAGAUAACACGUGCCUUUGACACCCUGGCCAAAGUUUUCAACCCACCUGAAGUAGGGGUUGGACUGAGUCUGGCAGAUAAGCCUCAGUGUGUCAGUGGAACAACCAUCCAGCUGAUUGGUCGAGACCAGGAGACCCCCAUCAUUGAGGUGGAAGGACCAUUGCUCACAGACAGCCAUGUUGGCUUUAAGCUGACCAUGCCCAGCCCCAUGCCCGAGUAUCUGAAUGUACACUACAUCUGUGAGUCAGCAUCUAGACUUCUCUUUCUCUCCAUGCACUGGGCACGCUCUAUCCCUGCCUUUUCAGCUCUUGGUCAGGAGGCAAACACCAGUUUGGUGCGAGCCUGCUGGAAUGAGCUGUUCACUUUGGGUCUUGCUCAGUGCGCUCAUGAGAUGAACCUGUCGACCAUCCUCGCUGCCAUCAUCAACCACCUUCAAAGCAGCAUCCAGGAUGACAAGCUUUCGGGGGAGAGGGUGAAGCAGGUGAUGGAGCACAUUUGGAAGUUCCAGGAAUUCUGUAACAGCAUGACGAGGUUGGAGACUGACAGCUACGAAUAUGCCUACCUGAAAGCUAUAGUGUUGUUCAGCCCUGAUCACCCAGGUGUGGACAGCAGUGGGCAGAUUGAGAAGUUCCAGGAGAAAGCCUUGAUGGAGCUGCAGGACUACGUGCAGAAAACCUACCCAGAUGACACCUACAGGUGCAUUCAUACCUCCAGUCUAACCAGUCAGCUCAACUUCCCCACCAUAGUGGUAGCAGUAAGCCAUAGUGAAUUACAGGUGAUCGUUGUGAAAGUUGACCCGCAUCCUGACUCGUCUCCCAGCCCUGCGCCUCAUGAACUCGGGCAUCACAGAGGAGCUCUUUUUCACUGGCUUGAUAGGUGAUGUCUCUAUUGACAGCAUCAUUCCCUACAUCCUCAAGAUGGAGACGGCUGAGUAUAACAGCCAGGACUCUGACCCUACAGAAUGACACCCCAUCACUCCAGCACCCACAACUGUCAAAUUAAAGAUUAGCGAGUCUCCACUUCAGGUACUCUUAUUUGUCUCUCGUGGGGAUUACCGUUGAACCCCGGUUUGAAGUCCUGCAGAGGCCCCUUGUUUUGUAACGAUGCAUGGUGCAAAGUCAUUCAGGAAUCCUUGGUAGAUAAUUGGGGAUUAGAAAACCAGGAUGACACUUGGAAUGUUUUCUGGAGCUGACACAGUGUGGUAUUCUUAUUUCUGGCUCUAAAGUCAGUACCUCUGUACUGAAUGGAAAAGGAAUCCUCUGCAGCUGCAACUGUUCUAAUCUCCUUUAAUGUCUUUAUGGCACUUCAAGCUAAUCACAUAUGUACUUUACCUUUUGACCUAAGCCUUUCAAAUUGUCGUAGUCUUAUCUAAGCCUUACCAUGCUCUCAUAUUUAUCCCAUACAUUAUAUCGCAUUAGGUUGCAGAUAACAGAUGAGCUGUAUCGACAAGCUCAAACAGAAAUCUUACAUGUGAAAGUGAAAUUUCACCUAUUUAAAAGUCUAAAGUAAAUCUGAGUACUUACUUUAAAAGUGUACUUUGAAGCUGUUAGGUAUUUGUUUAUGUUGGUAUUUUGGAACAUUGGAGCAGUAUAAACUGGUAUUUGAAUGAAUGUGCUGCUAAAUUGAGAAUUCAGGCUAUUACAAAGACUAAGUAUGACUUUUCUGAACGUCAUAGCACAAGUAAUAGUAACAUGCUGCAGUGAUUGUCUCUCUUUUCAAUUUUGAAAUUGACACCAUUUCCUCGAAGGUGAGAGGCAUUAAUGUACAGUUCUUUACUUUAAAUACAUUUAAAUAAUAGUUAGAAUGAGAACUCCAAUCAGGUACAAACACUAACUCAAACCUCAAUGAAUUAGUCUUUAGUCUGUAUUCAUAUGGACUGUCUUUCAUAGCAUUUAUCUACCAAACAGUGUAUUACAACAUGACCUGAUUUCAUUCGGUUUCACUUUUAACUCACAUUCACAAAGCAACAAUUAGCCAGUUAAGAUGACCAUAUGUCUUAUUUUAUACUGAACGACAUCUCAGAGAUUUUAGCUUUGGGGAGUGCUUUUAUGUUUAGGUACACUUAUUUCUAGAUUAUCAUGAAUAUGUUGCUAAUAUAACCUGUGCAAUCACCUCAUCACUUUUCCCUUUACGACAAUCAAUUUGUUAUUUCCUUCUGUCCCAUCAGUGUCAUGACAAUGCUUCUCAAUCUGUGUGGCAAUGGCAGUUUUUAUUUUUUUUAUUUUAAGAUUUUGGGUUCAGAAAUGUUACUUAUGUGUAGCUAUGCUACUGUUUUUGUACUUGUGUUUGCAUUUGUACUAUAAGUGCACAUCAAUCAGCCUCCGUGUUCAUGCUGACUAAUACUUUGGGUUUUCUAUGUUUUCUAAAAACUUUAAUUUGUUGCAUACUAAGUGUACUUAAAGUACUUUUGGGCAGGUUUCCCUGAUUUAAAAAAAACCCAGAUCUUCUAGGAAGCCAGUCUCGAGUGCGUCUUAAAGACCUUAUUGAGACUUGCAUCGGCUCACCCUCUUGUAUAAUGGUUCAGAAUAGGCAUCCACAGCAACAUGAAUGAUAACGGGAAUGUAAAGAAGUCAACAAUGAUUAUGUCUUGUUAAAUAAAUGUCAAUUGUAAUAUUUGGGGUUUGAAACCCGUACAGACUGUUUAUAAAGGCACUGUUGUGAAAUGACCUUUGUACAUGUAGUUUCAUUAAAAUGAGUGCAUGUUGUUUUUAAGCCAGGUUUUAUAAUCUUGUCGCUGUUUGCCCUAAAAACAAGCAUUGUUAUGAAUUUUAUAGUGCAUUGCAGUGCAUGAAAAAGUUGCUUAAGUGCAUUUUAUUAAAUGCUAUUUGAAAAUGUUUAUUUAAAUGUUGUGGCUUUAAAAUAUUUACCAUGAGCAGCUCCCACAUUAGAGGAUUAGAUUAGCAGAUUUUUUUUUGUGGAUUGAGUAUCCUAUGGUUAAAAUUUUAUACGAUGUAAAUGUACUUUGUUUUUCUGCUCAUGUAAAAAUGUAUUUCUUCAAACAUUGAGAUUGAGAAGGAACAUUCAUGUUUUUCUCAAGUUUGUCAUGACCCCACAUUUCUACCUCACACCAAUGAAAAUAUAACACAAAUGUAUUAAAGACUAAGCUCCUGUAUCAGCAUUCCAGUCUCUGAGGCUGGCUUUUCUGAAGCCACACGCUUUAAAAGAAAUAAACAAUUAUGAAAUAUGA